Stomoxys calcitrans (stable fly) is the source of this 13643-nucleotide messenger RNA. RefSeq lists its product as uncharacterized. The transcript is spliced from 2 exons. The record is from RefSeq and is a predicted model, not a curated record. The coding region runs from base 10842 to 13643 and encodes 933 amino acids. Gene Ontology annotation, molecular function: protein binding. Lineage: Eukaryota; Metazoa; Arthropoda; Insecta; Diptera; Muscidae.
AGGCCUGCUCCAUUCCGAAUACCUGGUUUGGAACCAUCUGUAUAGAAGGGUAUCCAGAUAUCGUAGUUCAAAACGGUUCAAUCAGGAAUAGUGGUGCAGUAUUUUUAAUCAAAAUGCGGUUCAGGCAAUGUGUAAUCCACACUGGCUGGAACGGACAUUGUAUUUAGGAUAACACAGUGUCUGUAGCCUCCACAAGCCAAGGGGAAAACUCUCUAAGCCUUACAGUAGUGGUCGCAGCAAAUUUGUCUACCCACAAUGUCCAGUAGCAUAAGGUUUAGCAUUAGAUUCAGUGCAUCAGAUGGCGUAGUCAGCCAUCCUUUAGAUUCGCCUGAGUAUCAACAGUUGGUGGAGUUUUGAAGAGUCGUCCACCAGACCGCAAACACCAUAUAACAUUAUUAGACUGACAACUGCAGUAUAUAGCCAGUCAGCGUAACCGUUGUGCCACUUUAGUAUAAAAUUUGACACUUUUUUCGACGACGAUACUAGUGUGACACUUUUUGAUUAUGCUACUUAAUACCAUACUUUUUGAGGAUUGGCCACUUUUCCACUCCUCUGUGCCACGAUUUAAUAAUCAUUCUUUUAUUGUUUGUUUUCACUUAAAUAACGUGGUAUAUAGUUUGAAUUGAAUCGAAUUUUCCAGAGGUGGUACCUCCCUCACAAUUGCCGGCGACACAUGUUCAAAAAAAAAAAAAAAAUUACAAAGAGGUGUCGCUUAGUGGCAUGCAGUUGAGACUUGACUAUAUAUUGAGGGUUCACUUAUAUUGGGUUAUGCUAUGUCUACAUUGACUCGUUUUGCUUAUAUAAUUUUGAACAACAUUUAGUAUUUCGGAUUCAUAUUCUUGAUCGCUGUCAACAUCUAAAACGGUCUAGCCAUGUCCGUCCUUCUGUCUGUUGAAAUCACGCUACGGUCUUUAAAAAUAGAGAUAUUGAGCUGAAACUUUGCACAGAUUCUUUUUUUUUUGUUCAUAGGCAGGUUACGUUCGAAGAUGGGCUAUAUCGGACUGCAUAUAUCUUGAUAUAGCCCCCAUAUAGACCGAUCCGCCGAUUUAAGGUCUUAGGCCCAUAAAAGCCACAUUUAUUAUCGAAUUUUGCUGACAAUUUUUUGGGACAGUGGUUUUAGGCCACUUGACAUCCAUCUUCAAUUUGGCUUAGAUCGGUCCAGAUUUGGAUAUUGUUGCCAUAUAGACCGAUCUCUCGAUUUAAGAUUUGAGCCCAUAAAAGGCGCAUUUAUUAUCCGAUGUCGCCGAAAUUUGGGACAGUGAGUUGUGUUAGGCUCUUCGACAUCUUUCUGAAAUUUGGCUCAGAUCGGUUAAUAUUUGGAUAUAACUGCCAUAUAAACCGAUUUCUCGAUUUAAGGUUUGGGCCCAUAAAAGACGCAUUUAUUGUCCGAUUUUGCCAACAUUUGGGACAGUGAGUUAUGUUAGGCCCAUCGACAUCGUUCUUCGAUUCGGCUCAGAUCGGUCUAGAUUUGGAUAUAGCUGCCAUAUAGAUCGAUCUCUCGAUUUAAAGUUUUGGGCCCAUAAAAGGCGCAUUUAUUGUCCGAUUUUGCCAAAAUUUGGGAUAGGUCCUUCAAAAUCCACAUGCAAUUUAGCUCAGAUCGGUCCUAAUUUGGAUACAACUGUCAUAUAGACCGAUCGGCCGAUUUAAGGUUUUAGACCCAUAAAAGCCAAAUUUAUUAUCUAAUUUUGCUGAAAUUGGGACACUGAGUUGUGUUAGGCCACUCGACAUCCUUCUUUAAUUUGACCCAGAUCAGUCCAGAUUUGAAUAUAGAUUCCAUAUAGACCGAUCUCACGAUUUAAAGGCUUGGGCCGAUAAAAGGCGCAAUUAUAAUGUGGUUAUGCAAAAAUUUGACACAGUGCCUUAUGUUAGGCUUUUCGACAUCCUUGUCGUAUAUGGUUCAGAUCAGUCUUUAUUUGGAUAUAGCUACUAAAAGGACUAAUAUUUUGUUCAAUAAAAUUGAACAAUGACUUGUAAUUAUUAUACCACUCAAUUUUCGUGCGGAAUUUGAUCAAAAUCGGACCUUAUUUCUUUAUAGCUACUAUGGAGGCAUAAAUUAUGCAUUUUUCAUCGGAUUAUGACAAAAGAUGGUUAACAUGUAUACCUGAGGUGGUGGGUGUCCAAAGUUUGGUCCGGCCGAACUUAACGCUGUUUUACUAGUUUUAUCUAUAAAAUUCUUCAAUGGAAUCUCAAUUUGGAUUUUAUGAAAAAUUUUUUUGGACAAAAUUCAAUUUCAAUAUACCAUACACCACUACUGUGGUACAUGGUAUUACAACUUAGUGCUUUUGUUCAUAACACCCAGAAGGAAGAGAGUUGGACCCAUUGAUAAGUAUACCGAUCGACUCAGAAUCACUUUCUGAUGCGACUUUGCUAUGUCCGGCUGUCUGUCCGUCCAUCCAUGUUAAUUUGUGUACAAAGUAAAGGUCGCAACUAUCAUCAUAUUGUUUUAAAAUUUGGUACAGACAUGUUUUUCGGCCUAGAGUCGAAGCCUCUUGAAAUUAGAAACAAAUCGAUUCAGUUUUGGAUAUAACUCCUAUAUAUAUGUUGCCCCGAUUAACCGAUUCUCUCGAAAUGAUUUUCUCUUGACUUUCGACAUUACUGGUGAAUUUCAUGGAAAUUGGUUAAGAUUUGCAUAUAGCUCUUCAAUGUAUAUAUCGCCCGAUUUUCACUUCUAGAGCCACUGCAAGCGCAUUUAUUGACCAAUCUUCGAAAUUUUGUACGACGCUUUCCGCGACAACUACCACAAUAUCUGAGAAGUUUGCUCGAAAUCGGUUCAGAUUUGGAUAUAGCACCCAUAUACAUGAUCGUCCGAUUUUGAGAAAUAUUGCAAUUAAGUGCUUAUUUGUUAACCGAUUAACCGAAAUUCGACAGGAAGGAUUUUCUUAUGACUCUUGAUAUUACAUGUGAAUUUCACAGAAAUCGGUUAAGAUUUAGAUAUAGCUGUCAUAUAUGUAUAUCGCCCUAUUUUCACUCCAAGAGCCAUUGCAAGCUCAUUUAUUGACCAGUAUUGUCAAAAUUUUGCAAAACGUUUUCCACGACGACUACCACAAUACCAGGGAAGUUAGCUCGAAAUCGGUUCGGAUUUAGAUAUAGCUGCCAUAUAUGUGUUCGUCAGAUUUUGGGUAAAGUGCAAUAAUGUUGUCAUUUGUCAACCGUAGUUAUUACGAGGGUUGCUUUUUAUAUUUCGGGAUUAGAGAACACAAGCAAAUUUUAAACAUCGAAAAUUAUUUUUCAAAAUAUUCCCCAUUAUGAUAUUUGCACUUUUGCAUGCGUUUGAACCGAUUGUCGAAGCACUUUUGCCACUCUGAUUGAGGUAUCUCUAAAACAUGCAUUCUCAACGCAUCCAGCGCUUCUUCAGGUGUCGAAAAACGUUGACCUCUUAUGUUGCCAAGUCAGCCAACUAUACGGCGGAUGACUCAUCAAAUCGAUGUUUUUAGUGCUCAAAAAUGCAGUUAAUUGAGCCGAUGUGUGAGAGCUCGCAUUGUCGUGGUGAAGAGUGAUCCUUCUUCGGCUGUAGGUUUUCCUCGUUUCUCGAAAGACAACUGGCAAACAAAUGAUUGUGUACCACUCAGAAUGGACUGUUCUGCGUUGUUCUAGUGGUACGGUUGCGACAUAUCCAGUUUUUCCGAAAAAACAGGUGAUCAUUUUCAUGGAAAUGCUUCGUGCUUGAGCAACUUUUGUUGGAUUUGGCUCAUCUUGAAACACCCAUACAGUAGAUUGCAGUUAACUUUCGGGCUCAUCCGAGGUUAGGUUGAAAAGAGGGUGCAGAUAUUCAUCCGCCCCAUGCCACUAUGGACAUACACCUAAGCCAGUAAUCGGCUUGUUACUAUAAAGUAACCUCUAAAGGUUACUAUAAAGUAACCUCUAAAAAGAAAAUUUUAUGUUAGGAAUUCCGUGCUACUUACAAAAUCCUUAAUUGUUUUUAAUACCACUCCCCUAAGUUGGUUCAUGUCUGGUAUUGUGUCUCCACCUAAGUGCCGGUAUCUGUUAGACGCGAAAGCCGGGCAAUAACAAAGGAAAUGCUCCAACGUCUCAUCAUCUUCCCCGCAUGCCCAUGCUAUCACUUGCCGCACCGAUUUUACAAAAGUGAGCUCGUAGUCCAAUGUGUCCCGUUAUGAUACCAAUAGCUAUACUGACCUCCUUCUUGCUUCCUUUCAGUAAUAGUCUCGUCUUCUCACGAUCUAGAUCUCCCCAUAGGAUUUUUGCCGUCCUACCGAUCGUUUCGUUGUUGCAUACGCAUUCGUCGCCCACUCUCUAAACUCGGACUGCGUCGACCCGAAAGGCUUCGGAUUAACCAAGGUUAAUGACGAUAGUCCCCUGGCCUUCACCGCCAUAUAUAAAUUGUUAAUGCCUAUAUUCUAAAGUGUGUUGAUGCCUAGAAACUCCAGUUCUAUAUAUGCGCUAUAUGCAUGCUGUUGCCGAAACAGGCAUUGUCCAAGAAUCAUUGCCCUAAGAUAUGUAUUAUCAACCUCUCUGGAGUCUUCAGUAUAAAUGAUGACAGACUAACCACCGACGAAUACAUAUCAGUGACAACCUCUUAUGGCGCCACGUUGUCUGUUGGAGAAUUUCCCGGGAAAUGUGUACCAACGAGUAGUUAGAGUAUUUCCUCACUAGACACUGUCCACACAUUCUCUGACUUCUGAAUAUAUCCCACCGUAAUAGGUUUCGAGAAUAGGAUCUUUCUUAGCCUAAAAGCCUCAGAUGUAUCAUCCAUAUAGCUGUGGAACUCCACCCUGGAUUUGUUUUAAACCUUUUUCCGCUCGUCCUUGUAUUUUCUUAGUUCAGCCUUAUAGACGUUCCAAUCUUGUGGGUCUCUUGUGUCGUUUACUCUGUUGAGGAGUUUUGUACAGUCCUUCCUUAGACCCACCAAUUUUGUGGUCCUUCAUGGCGGUCGCAGUUUGCCCCUUGGCUUGGUUCUAGGACAUACUGACACAAGCGAGUCAUUCAGGGUCUUCGUCAUCCACUUGAACAUUAUGUCUAUGUCCACCGGUUUCACUUCCUUUCUAAAAGGGAUAGUCGUGGAAAAUGUGGAAGUUGGUAAGGGGGACCCUCCCCCUUACCCUUAUUUUCAGAAACGCCAGAUCUCGGAAAUGGGUGGUGCAAUUUAAGCAAAAUUUUGUGUGCUCUCUUAUAGUAACAUAAAAAAAAAGUUUCUAUCCAAAUUUUGGAUGGGGUACCUAGGGGGCCACCCACAAAAUUUACCAAAUAUAUAUAUAUAGACCAAUCACGAGAAUAUAGGACGUAAAUGAAAGGUAUUUAAGAUUAGAAAGCGUAUUUGAUAUCCAAUUGUCGGACUAUGUGUUUGGGAGAACACCCAACCCCCAAAAUACCCCUCAAUCGGACAUAUUUACCGACCAUGGCAAUAUGGGACUCAAAUAAAAGGUAUUUGAGAGUAAAAUACGAAUCUGAUAUCCAAAUGUGGGGCCAAAUUUCUGGAGGUCCACCCCUUCCCCAAAGCACCCCCAAACAGGACUUAUUUACUGACCAUAGCAAUAUGGGGCUUAAAUAAAAGGUAUUUGAGUGUAGAAUACGAAUCUGAUAUCCAGAUGUGGGACCACGUGUUUGGGGACCGCCCAUCCCCGAGAACAUCCCUCAAAGAGGACAAAUGUACGACCAUAGCAAUAUGGGAUUCAAAUGAAAGGUCUUUGGAAGUAAAGCACAAAUAAGACAUCAAUAUUGGGGAAAAGUGUCUAUGGGGCCACCCCACCCCCACAAUACCACCCAAAAAGGAAGUAGUUGCUGACUAUAGCAAUAUGAGACUCAAAUACGAGGUUUUUUUUAGAAUAGAACAAGAAUCUGAUAUAUAUUUUCAAAGCCAAGUCACUGAGUGGCCUUCCAUCCCCCAAAACACCCCCUAACUGGUAAUUUUUGCCGACUAUGGAAAAGGGGGCUCAAAUGAAAGGUAUUUGGGAGUAGACCAUGAAUCUGAUAUCAACAUUGGGGACCAACUGUCUAGGGGGACGUCCCACCACCAUAACAACCCUAAAAUGGGACGUAUUUGCUCACCAAGACAAUUUGGGUCUUCUAGACAGUUGAGCUCGAUAUUCACAGUUUUUAGGGCUCAUCCACCACCCGGAGAUAUUUGCUGGCUUUUACAAUAAAGGAUUUAAAUGAAUCGUAUUUGAGAUAAGAUAACGAAUUCGAUAUCCAAUUUUGAGGCCAAUGGCAAACGGUAAAUAUUUUUCGACCAUGCCAAUAGGUUGCUCAAAUGAAAGGUAUUCAAGAUUAGAAAACGAAUUUGAUAAACAAUUUAGGGGCCGGGGGGACCUCCUCACCCCAGAAAACACCCCUUAAUUGAACAUAAAUGGAGAAAAUUUUCCAUCCAUGGCAAUAUGGGGCUCAAAUGAAAGGUAUUUGGAAGUAGAGCACGAAAUUCGUACCCAUUUUCGGGACCAUGUUUGUAGGGGUCCACAUAUUUACGAUAUUUUUGAGCUUUUUAACUUUUAAAAUUUUGAAAAUAGCAGGAAAUGUUUGCUGUUUUAGAACAAAUUUCUGCUGUCCCAUUUUCAGCAGACUUUCUGCUGUUUCAGCAAACAUUUUUGUUAUUUUUAAUAACAAAUUUCGAUGAGUGUACCAAUGGUCUAAAUCGGUUCACAACCUGAUAUAGCUCCCGUAGGCACUGAUCUCCCGAUAAUACUUGGGCCCCUAGAGGGAGCAAUUGUUAUCCGAUUUGUAUUACGACUUCUUCUACGACUUUUAACAUACACUCAACCAAAUUUGUUAUUCAAAACAGCAAAAAUGUUUGCUAAAACAGCAGUAUCAGCAAAUAUUUCGGUCAGCUAAAUCAGCAAACAAAAUCUGCUCUUUAAAGUACAAAAAUCCGCUGAAAAAAAUGUUAUGCUAUUUGUAUACCUUCCACCAUAGGAUGAAGGUAUACCAAUUUCGUCAUUCUGUUUGUAACUCCUCGAAAUAUUCGUCUAAGACCCCAUAGAGUAUAUAUUUUCUUGAUCGUCAUGACAUUUUAAGUUGAUCUAGCCAUGUCCGUUCGACCGUCCGUCUGUCUGUCGAAAGCACGAUAACUUUCGAAAGAGUGAAGCUAGCCGCUUGAAAUUUUGCAGAAAUACUUCUUAUCGUUGUAGGUUGGUUGGGAUGGUCCAUGUUUUGAUAUAGCUGCCAUAUAAACCGAUUUGGGGUCUUGAAUUCUUGAGCCUCUAGAGGACGCAAUUCCUAUCCGAUUUGGCUGAAAUUUUGCAUAACGUGUUUCGAUAUGACUUCCAACAACUGUGCCAAGUAUAGUUCAAAUUGGUCCAUAACCUGAUAUUGCAGCCAUAUAAACCGGUCUGGGGUCUUGACUUCUUGAGCCUCUAGUUUCUUUCUUUUAAAUUACGAUCGUGAUUGAAAUUUAGGAAAUUUUCAAUUCCAAAAUUAAUUGAUUCAAUCAUUUUUGUACCCACCAUCAUAGGAUGGGGUAUACUAUUCUAGUCAUUCCGUUUGUAACAUCUCGAAAUAUUGAUCUAUACUCUUGAUCAUCUCGACGCUCUGAGUCGAUCUAGCCAUGUCGGUCCGUCCGUCAUCAGACUAAUAUUUCAAGGUGUAAAUACCUAAAAAGUGUCGCCAACACUGGGAGGGGAUAACCACCGCUGAAAUUUGGUUCUGAUGCACAACUCAAUGCAUAUAUCCUUCAAAUAAGUCCACCCGGCGAUUGGACUUUGUGUGGUCCUAGAAGAGUCAAUCAUUACCCGAUUUUAUUUCUGUUGUAGAAUUCAUGCCCUCAAGACAUGAAAUAUUAGUUUUCGUCAUAAGCAUCUGCAGUUCCGUCGCCAUUGAACCAGUGAUGGGUCCGUAGUAGACGACCCGCUGCAGUCAGGUGCCCACUUCUUAGAGCAUAACACUACCUGUAGUUUUUUUGAUUGGCUAGUAAAACUGUCACUGUUUACCUAUAACAAGGUCAAGUGAUAUUUUUGGGCAGCGAUUUAAAAGCAAAUCCACGACACUUACUGGUUUAAAUAUGGUCUGAUAUUCUGGGCACAAAUUUGAGAAAAUGUUUUCUUAAAUAAGGUGAUAUCAGACGACACGUAUUUGUCAUUUGACAUUUCAAACAUAACACCUCUGAAAGUUUACACACAGAUAUUGGAAAUCAUACCACAAGUUUUUGUGCCAAAUUUAAGCCAAAUCGGAUGAAAAUACAGGCUUCUAAGGACUCAAAAAAUCAAAACAGGGGAUCAGUUUAUAGCCAAAUUUGUUAUCCACUCCUAAUGCUGGCGACAUUUGUGAGGUACUAUGCAAUGUAAAAACGUCUCCCUAAAGAGGUGUCACACAGGGGCACGUCGUUCGGAUUCGGGUAUAAAAAGGAGGUCCCUAAUCGUUGAGUUUAAAACAUGAAUUGAACAUCACUUAUGCAUAUGUGAGAAGUUUGUCCCUGUUCCUUAAUGAAAUAUUCAUGGGCAAAGUUGCAAUAGCGAAAUUUGAACCGAUAUGGUCCAUUUGCAAUCCCCAACAAUCUAACGCAGUAAGAAGUGUCUGUGAAAAUUUGCAAUACUUCGAGGUGCUAUAAACGGAAUGACUAGACUAGUAUACCACCCAUCAUAUGGUGGUGGAUAUAAUAAUAGCACGUUAAGUUCGGCCGGGCUGAAUCUUAUAUAUCCUCCACCAUGGAUCGCAUGCAGAAAUAGUCGGUCGGAAACGCCGACGUUUAAUACAUACGUCAAAAAACGUCAUAAACUUAGCCAAAAAACCAAUCUUUGACGGAAUUGGGAAAUAAUUAGGAAAUUUUACAAUUAGUUUAAACUUUUGUGAAUUGAAGAAUGUAGCAGCACAGGUAAGAACGUGUUCCUAUAGCAGAAAACGUCUGACUUCCAAUCCUAACGAGAACAUCAACAACCUUUUUUUACUGUUUUUUUUCCCUCACUAAUACAUACUGGCGGUAUUUCUGAACAUCUUAACGUGGUCAAACUGCUCCGGAAGGCAGAGCGCUGAUUAUAAAUAGAUUUAAAAUAAAAACUUUUUGAUUAAAUUUGUAAUUUUGAAAAAUUCUAAAACAAUGAUAUGUUGUCGAAACUAAACAGGAAGCGGAGCAAUUUCGAUGUUUAUGACGUUUACUACUUUUUAAACGUUUUAUACAAGCAUAUGACCUUUUCGACGUUCUUCUUAUGGCUAUUCAUAGAAAAAUACCACCUCCAAAACUUCAGGCAAAUCGAGUGAUAAUUGCGCCCUCCUGAGGCUCAGGAAGUAAAAUUUUUGGAUGAGUUUAUAUGGAAGCUAUAUCAGGCUAUGAACUGAUUUAGGCUAUAAUUGCCACGAAGCACUUUUGCCACUCUGAUUGAGGUAUCUCCAAAACAUGCAUUCUGAACUAAUCAAACGCUUUUUCAGGUGUAGAAAAACGGUCUGAUACGCUUAAAUCCACGAAUCGUCACCUGUCACGAUAUCAUAGACGCACCCGAUCGUAUUAUUGGAGCAUUUCUUUCGAUCAAUCGACAAUCGCGAUUGACAAAUUGUGUAGGAUCCAUCGCGAACACAUUUUUUUGACGGUCAAAUGUUCAUCCAAUAUUGUAUGUAUGCUGGUCCCACUAAUGCCUAAAGUAGUCUCAAUCUCACGAUAGGUCACAUGACGACCUUGCAAUAUCAUGCACAGUCAUGAAAUUCGUCUUGGAGUGAACUACGACCUCGUUUGAAUUCACCAUACCAUCGAUAAACACUGGUCCAUGAUGGAGCUUCAUCGCCAAAAAUUGAAUUAAUUUCUUCGAUGCAUUGUUGUUGAGGCACUCCACGUCAAAAGUUGUAAAAAAUAAUCACACGAAAAUGUUGACGAUUUAGUUACUGUAAACAACACAAAAAGCGCUCUAUGUCAAAACGUUCUGAGUACGUAUAACCUCAAAAUUUUCAAGCUUUACGAUAGAGCUGUCAGAUUUCAACACAAGGGUUGUUCAAUCCCGAUAUAUAAGAGGCAACCCUCGUAUAGCCCCAUACUGUGGUGGAUGGUAUAAAAAUUAUUAUUUCUUUUCAAAUUUUUUUUUUGUCUCAUGUGAAAAAAUCAAAUCUCUAACACACAAAAAUUUGCGUUAACAGACGGACAAUCUAUAAAAGUCUCAAAACGAAAAAUGUAAAUAAAAAUUACUAGCAAAAGCGAAAUUAGUUCUGCAAAGAGCAUACCAGGUGGUUUUGCAAAAGUUAAAAAAAAAAUUGAAAAAAAAAAUCAAAAUUUAUCUUAUUAAUGUUUAAAUAUUAUUUGAAAUUUUAAUUUAAAAAAGUUCCUGGAAUUUGUCACUCCCAGCGGCUCUUUGCAAUAGAUUUAUUAGUUUAAUAAUAAAUGUUACAAAAUUGUAUUAUAGAUACACAUAUUUGUUAAAGCCUUAAAAUAAUUGCCUUUAACUUGAAACAAUUUUUUGAAGUAUACUUUUAGGCAUAAUUAAAUAGGGAAAGGCCAGAUGGCCCAUACCAACUCAUAACAUGUUUUUGAAAGUCUUUCAAGACCCAUUCAGCACUUAUUAAACAAAUUGCAAUUUAUUACUAACAAAUUUAUACAUAAACAUAGCAUACAAGUGAAAGAUGUUCUCAAACCAUACGUACUGUAAAUACAUGCAUGUGUAAUUAAGAUAUUUUUAAAUAAAUUUCUUAAAGGAAUUUGUAUUACCAAGCCAACAUCCAAUGUUUUUUAAUCGAAUCAAGCACUGAAAACCGGUUUUAAUGAAAUUUAUGAGUUUGAAAGUCGCCGGUUCAUGUUGUUGGUUAUUUAAAGAGUAUGAACUAUUUUUAGCCAUUCGAUGCGUUGGAAACAUUCGUUAAUUUCUUCCUCCAAGAAAGUUACAGCGAAUACCAAAAUAGAAAUACUUUGAAAUAAGCAUAUAAAAGUUCUGAGCAUUGUUGACAGAGACACUCAGUGCGAAUACAGUAGUAGGCGUGGAAACAUGAAUCCUUUUGUGAUACUAGUGGCAGUUCUGCUGUCUGUCCAAGCAGCGACAGUGCCUCCAGUGGUCAGUGAAGAUAAAGUUAAUAUGCCACUCUCAGGCCAUAAGGAAGUCGACACCGAAGUUCCCGCACUGGUAGUGGAAGUCAGCAAACAUCAUAAGCAUAAUUCAAAUGAAGCAGUACCCGAAGUUAUGAUUACAACGAUAAUGCCAAUGGUAGAUCAAGUCCCCGAAGUAGCAAUGGCGAAGGAUCAUACAGUAGCUAAGGUUGCUGAAAUGGUACCAGAAGUUAUGAUGACUACUGUAAAGCCCGAUGAUAAAGUUUCGGAUGUUGUGGUAUCUAAAGGAACACCCUUUGUAGAUCCUGUUCGCAAAGUCCCCGAUAUUAUGGUAACCACAGCAAAGCCCUUGGCGAAUGUAGUUUCGGAAGUGAAAGUACCUGUACCGGCACCUGUAGUAAAAAUGAGUGAAACAAUGCCCACAGUAGCUUCUCAUGUCAUGCCAAAAAAAGAUCCAGUGGUAGUUGUUCCACUUACAGUUUCUCCCGUCGAGAAAGAUGCAUCUGAUGUGAAAGACAAAAUGGAGCAUGUGAUAAAACGUAGAUCUGUUGCAGUCCAUGUACCUGGGGUAGUUGUAACCACUGUUAAACCUAAGGUAGAUGAAGUUUCUGGAGUUAUGGUACCAAAGGUGAUCCGAGUUUCAACAGAUGUCCCAGUAAGGGUAACAACUCCUGAGGUUAAACCUGUGGUCAAUAACGCCAUGGAUAUUAAAAUGACGAAAGAUGUACCGGUGCCAGCGAUGAUGGUGAAAAACACCAAUGUUAUAGAUCCCAAAGUUGAUGACGUUCAAGUUCCUGAAGUUGUGGUCACCACGGUUAAUCCCAUGGAAAAUGAAGUUUCAGAUGUUGUAAUGAAGAAAGCAGAACCUGUUGUUCCUGUAACAGGUCAACCCACUAUAAGUCAGGGAUUACCGCAAACUAUAAUAAACGCUAUUGUUAAAUCACUAUCAACGAGUCUUGGAGGAGGACAUGCCAUAAAUCGAAGAUCAGUUGAUGUCGUUAAAGGUAUGGUGCAAGUACCUGAAGUCAUGGUGACCACUGUUAAACCUGCAGUUGUGGAUGCAGUAGUAAAAAAUGGGGUUACUGUUGGAGUGGUACCUGUACCAGUUGAGCAAAAUGUAAACCAGGUCCCUGUAAAAGGUAUUCCACUGCCAGUUGUGCCUUCCAAUGUCAAAGAAAUAACCAGGAUAACCGAAAUUCAUAACACCGACCAAGAAAUUAAAAGAAGAUCACUUGAUGUACAAGCUCCAGAGGUUAUGGUAACAACCGUUAAAUCCAUGACAGAAGAGGUUCCUGAGGUUAUGAUGAAAAAAUCUAAAGUACCUGUGGUUGUUCCUGUACCCGUUCAACCUGUGAAAGAUGUUACCGUCACCAAAGUUCCUUCGGUAAAGUUUCCAGAAGUCGUAGUUACCACUGUCAAGCCCAUGGUGAAUGAAGUUCAUCAAGUAAUGGAGAAAGCACAAGUACCAGUAAUCGUUCAGGAACAAGUCCAACCUUUUGUGAACCCUGUCAUGGUCACCAAGGUGCCGUCUGUUGUAAUAGGGGGUCCUGGUCAUAGUGUCAAACGAAGAUCGGUAGAUGCCGAAAAUCACAUGGUUCAUGUUCCUUUGGAAGUCUCAACCAAGGAUCAUAAAGUCAAUAAUGAUGCUGCAGAAGUUGUGGUAAACAAAGAUCAACCUUUGGUGGCUGCUGAUAAAGUUCCGAUACCCCAAGUCAUAGUAACCACCGUUAAACCCAAGGUAAACAAAGUUCCUGAAGUUAUGAUGAAAGGUGAACCCGUGGUUGUGGCUCCGGUUUCCAAUGUAAACCAAGUUUCUCCUGUUGGGGAUCACAUUGUUAAGCGAAGAUCACUAGAGAUGGUUACCACUGAAAUGCCAGUGCAACAAUCAAAAAUGGUAACCACUGUGAAACCAAUGGUAAAAGAUGUCACUGAAACAAUGGAGACAAAAGAAAAGGUUUCCGUACCAAAAGUUAUGGUUACCACUGUGAAACCCAAUUUGGUGGAUAUCAAUGGAGUAAUAGUUAAGGAUGUACAAGAAAUACCCAAUGUACAUCCUGUUCUUUUUGCUGAUGAUGCGGUGAAAGAAGUUGUGCCUGGAGUUGUGCAUAUCAAUGAGAAAAGCCAAAACGAUGUACUGCCACCCAUACUCCAUCGUCCCCAUAUUAAAGAUGAGGCAGUUGUACCACAUGUACCCCUCAGUCCUCCCAUAACCGAAGAUGUCAAGGAUUCAGAAUCUUCAGAGGAGGAUGAGUCAGCAAGUCAUCAUCACUCCGAAGAGGAUAAGAAAGACAAUCAUCAUCAAAAGAUUGUAACACGCCAAAGACGUGCCCAACCAUUUUGGGACAAGAAUGAUUUGGUUACAGCCAAACCCAAGUUAGAAACUGAUCCCAAGGUUAUUGCCAAUAUUUUGGCCAAAUCCAAAUCGGUUAAACUAAAUCAUAGAGCCAUGCGAUCUGUCACCGAUGACAAUGCCCAGAUGAUACCAAACAAACCUGCCAUCAACCACCAGACUAAGGCUGAAGAUGCUGCCACCUCCCAUAUGGAUCCUUGUGAUUUGCUAUGUACCAAAUUUGAAAUUGAUCCCGUUUGUGCCACAAACGGCCUAUGCCUACACGAGUUCCCAAAUCAAUGCAUGCUGGAGACAUAUAACUGCCGUCAUCCUAAGAACAAAUUUGUUGCCACCCGCGAUCAACGCUGCCUGAUGAGUUGGUUGGAUUUCUGCAAGGAAAUCGAUUUAGAUUAA